CCGGGGCGGAGAAUGGGAUCUCUUUACAUCGCUGUACAGUCUGUACACAAAGACAGUUCGCUCGCAUUACUGUGAAUGGGAUUAACUGCAACGUGGGAUAAAAUCAGAAUACGUCCCGCCUUCCGCAUGUAAGAUCCAAUCACGAACCGCUUAAUUCAUCCCGUCUCAGUAACUACAUUUAUAAACUCCGGUUUCCAUAGAAACAACCAGUGUCCCGCGAUUAGAGGUGCGCAUGCGCACUGACCGGACCAACCGGAAAUUUACGCCUAUACCGCUAUUUGAGCAUAGGAAACAACAUACGGGACAGUGUAUGUCGCAUUGUAUUGCUGUUUAGAAAUAUGCCAUUUAAAUGAGCUUCUCAAACAGUGUUGGCAUUUAGGUAUUUCCUCAUUCAAGCAGUCAGGGGUUGAUUUUGCAUGAGCAAAACAGCUGCCCGUUGAAAAUAUGGCCACCGAUUGAACCGAGUUCACAAGAAACGGAUUUUUAACUACAGUGACAGAGAGCAGAUGAACGGGUUGGUCGGGCCGAUGCGUGUGUUGGUGACGGGCAGCAGUGGACUGGUGGGGCGAGCGAUAGAGCGGGUGGUGAAAGAGGAGGGCGGAGAGAGAGGAGGAGAAGAAUGGAUAUUCCUGUCAUCCAAAGAUGCCAAUCUUAUGAGCGCAGAAGAGACGAGAGCAGCUUUCGAGAGACAUCGUCCGACACACGUCAUUCAUUUGGCCGCCAUGGUGGGAGGACUCUUCAGAAACAUGAGACAGAACCUGGACUUCUGGAGGAAUAAUGUGUUUAUUAAUGACAACGUGCUGCAGGCUGCUCAUGAGUUCGGUGUGGUGAAGGUUGUUUCUUGCCUUUCCACAUGUAUCUUUCCAGAUAAAACCACCUACCCUAUAGAUGAGACCAUGAUCCACAACGGUCCGCCUCAUGAGUCUAAUUUCGGUUAUGCUUACGCCAAACGCAUGAUUGACGUCCAGAACAGGGCGUAUUUUCAGCAGUACGGUCGGCGAUACACAGCCGUCAUCCCCACAAAUGUGUUUGGACCCCAUGACAACUACAACAUUGAGGACGGUCACGUCCUGCCAGGAUUGAUCCACAAGACGUACCUGGCGAAGAAGGAAGGUAAACCUCUGCAGGUCUGGGGUUCAGGUCGCGCUCUGCGGCAGUUCAUCUAUUCUCUGGAUCUGGCUCGUCUGUUUCUGUGGGUUCUGAGGGAGUACAACGAGGUGGAGCCCAUCAUUCUGUCAGUCGGGGAGGAGGAUGAAUUGUCCAUAAAGUUUGCUGCGGACUCUGUGGUUGAAGCGUUGGGCUUUGAAGGUGAUGUGAUCUAUGACACAAGUAAAUCAGACGGUCAGAUCAAGAAAACUGCCAGUAAUGUCAAACUACGCAAAUACCUGCCAGACUUCAAGUUCACGCCGUUCAGAGCUGCCAUCAAGGAGACGUGUGAUUGGUUUGUGGCCAAUUAUGACUCCGCCCGUAAAUGAAGAUCUUCACAUCUCAUUGGCUGUGGAGAGUUUGAACACUGUUCAAUGCUGGAAACCAAACAAUGACUGAUCAAACCACACUUAAUCAUUUUUACAAAGACAAACUGUGGAACACUGCCAUCUAACCCCUCGUUUCAUGCUUAAAUUUUUUUUUUUUUUUUUAAAUAUGUUCAUUUUCCAGGGAUGCAGUUACUAAAACUGCACAAUGCUGGGUAUUCAAAUGCAUUUAUCAAUGCAUAAACUGCUUCAGACAGCACUGCACGAGCUAGCGGCGCCAUCUAGCGGCUAUGUGCGGGACAACCUUAGUAUCUCAACCAAGGUUUAGUAUUUGAAAAUGUGUAAAAUUUUAUUUUAUGAUUGUUUUAUGGUUAAUGCAUGGUUGUGAGAAGGUAGUGCAGUUAUCAAAUCGCAAAAGCUGCGGUUUAAAUAUAUCCGACGUGAUACAUGUUUGUAGCGACUGUAUAGAAAUCUGUUGUCAGCAAAACACUGCUUCUUGAGGCCAAGUCACGUGGUUUCAGCAAACGAGGCUUCGUUACGUCAUACUGUUUCAAGCCUUGGUUUCGAAACAUUACAAAAUUCGCUGCUAGAUGGUGAGCUGGUGAACCAAUGAAGGAGUUUCUAAUAGUUGACUUUGGGUCAGUUUUGUUCAUUUUUAAUUAAUUUAAUCAAUUUUAAUACUUGUGCGUGUAUAAUGCAAUAAAGGAGAAUGAUACUGGUAGGGUAGGUGAUGGCUAGCUUUAAAAGCAUAAUCAAAGACUAGGAUACCCAAGACAUGUCACUCCUAUAAUUUUUAAAGGGGAAAAAUGCAACGCUCAAUCGCAGGAAGCCCCGCCUUCUGAAUGAAAGAGCCAAUCACUAAUCGGUAAAGUCAGCGCGUCACUGCAGCUGCGGUUAGAAGUCCCGGUUGCUAUAGAAACAGUCAGCGUUUUGAGACGUGCGUUUAGGACUGCGCAUGCGCACUGCCUGAUCUAGCCUGAAAAAUAAGCUUUUUAUAACGCUAUUUGAGCAAAGAAACAACAUUUAUGAUACAGUUGUCAGAUUUCUUUGGUGAUUUCAAAUAUGAAAUUUAAUAGUAAGAGAAUUUGAUGUUUCCCCAUUCAAAGAGAUAGGAGCUGCACUUGCGUGCCCGAGAGACGUUUCAAAGAUGGCCGCCGAGUGACACGACUUGUCUUAAAGAGACUUUGGCAUAAUAUCCCACCCUUCCUGCAUAAUCACUCUCCAAAGCCACGCCUUCAAGAGGCUGACCAGCGACGGCGUUGCUGUCAGAUUAUUUCAUGUUUCAUUCGCCGGUGAGAAGACAACAAUGUGUUGUUUUUGAACCAAAUCACCUACCCUGCCUUUAAAUUGUUUCUAAUUGACCGAGCGUUGCCUAAUAACACACAAAUCAAUAAAACAGAUUUUACAGAA
This is a messenger RNA of Onychostoma macrolepis, 2882 nucleotides long. Its product is annotated as GDP-L-fucose synthase-like. Bases 507 to 1475 code for a protein of 322 amino acids. The record is from RefSeq and is a predicted model, not a curated record. The transcript has 10 exons. Gene Ontology annotation, molecular function: GDP-L-fucose synthase activity. Lineage: Eukaryota; Metazoa; Chordata; Actinopteri; Cypriniformes; Cyprinidae. Gene Ontology annotation, biological process: nucleotide-sugar biosynthetic process.